CCAAGAUCCCCACCGAGAACUUUAACAUUUCUGAGUGUUCCAGCACCGACCAAGUGGAGUCUUCAUGAAGCAAUAUUUGAUCUACUACAAGAUGAGGCUGAGAACAUCGAGGUUAGGUUAUCUGGUACUUCAGUUCACGGCGCUUUGCUUUUACGCACAGAACUCCGUGCAGACUCCUCCGAACUUCAAGCAGCAUGUGACCGAGCAGAGCCGGCUGUCGGACCGGAUGAGCCGCAGACUGACCCGAACCUACCAGCUGUACAGCCGAACCAGCGGGAAGCACGUGCAGGUUCUGGCCAACAAGAGGGUCAACGCCAACGCGGAUGACGGCGCCGUGCACGCAAAACUGGAAGUGGAGACGGAUUCUUUUGGGAGUCGUGUUCGAAUCAAAGGAGUGAAGACUGGAUACUACAUAUGUAUGAACAAGAGGGGGAAGCUGACUGGGAAGAGAAAAGGACGAGGCAAAGACUGCAUCUUCACCGAAAUCGUCCUGGAGAACAACUACACGGCGCUGCAGAACGCCAAGUACGAGGGCUGGUACAUGGCCUUCACGCGCAAAGGCCGCCCGAGGAAGGCGUCUAAAACCAAGCAGCACCAGAGGGAGGCCCACUUCAUGAAGCGCUUACCGCGGGGGCACUUACGGAGCGAGAGGAGGCCGUUUGACGCCCUUCCUCUGCCUGUCCCCGCGCAGUCUUUUAGCAAGCGGACUAAACACUCCCAGCACCAUCAGCGCUCCGGGGGACGCUGA
Molecule: messenger RNA, 748 nt
Organism: Nematolebias whitei (Rio pearlfish)
Lineage: Eukaryota; Metazoa; Chordata; Actinopteri; Cyprinodontiformes; Rivulidae
Gene: fgf8b
Product: fibroblast growth factor 8 b
Exons: 5
Coding region: 65-748 (227 amino acids)
Biological process (GO): positive regulation of gene expression; regulation of cell migration; dorsal/ventral pattern formation
Cellular component (GO): cytoplasm
Molecular function (GO): type 2 fibroblast growth factor receptor binding; type 1 fibroblast growth factor receptor binding; growth factor activity
Source: RefSeq, a predicted model, not a curated record